CUGCUGCUCCCACCGCCGGGUCGGGGGGAGGGGAGACCAUGGAUCCUGUUUUCCAUCCUUCCCUCUGGGAAGACUUCUAUGUGAACAAACUGCUGGGCAAUGCCUCCCUGCUGAACAUCACCUUCCGGCCCGACUAUCCGCUCUUCAAUGAGACCCAGGACACGUUCCUCCCCCUGGGCAUCAAAGUGACCAUUGUGGUGGUCUACCUGAUCGUGUGUGUUGUUGGACUGGUGGGCAACCUAUUGGUCAUGUACGUGAUUAUCAGGUACACCAAAAUGAAGACAGCCACAAAUAUUUAUAUCUUUAACCUGGCUCUGGCUGAUGCCCUGGUCCUCCUCACCUUGCCCUUCCAAGGCACAGACAUGUUCCUGGGCUUCUGGCCCUUUGGGAACAUGCUCUGCAAGAUCGUCAUCUCCAUCGACUAUUACAACAUGUUCACCAGUACCUUCACCCUGACCAUGAUGAGCGUGGACCGCUACAUUGCCAUCUGCCAUCCCGUCAAGGCACUGGAUAUCCGGACGCCCAACAAGGCCAAGGUGGUCAACAUCUGCAUCUGGGCCUUGGCCUCGGUCAUAGGCAUCCCAGUCAUGGUGAUGGGGUCAGCGGAGAUGGAAAACAAUGAGAUCGAGUGCCUGGUCCAAAUCCCAGUGCCAGAAAAUUACUGGUCUCCAGUCUUCGGGGUCUGUGUCUUUCUCUUCUCCUUCGUGAUCCCCGUCUUAAUCAUCACCAUCUGCUACAGCCUGAUGAUCCGACGCUUAAAGAAUGUGCGGGUCCUGUCGGGUUCCAAGGAGAAGGACCGGAACCUCCGCCGCAUCACCCGCAUGGUCCUCGUGGUGGUGGCCGUUUUUGUCAUCUGCUGGACCCCGAUCCAGAUCUUCGUGCUGGUCCAGUGCCUGGGCACUCAGCCGGACAGCGAGGUCAAGGUCGUCAUUCUCCACUUCUGCAUCGUCCUGGGCUACGCCAACAGCAGCCUGAACCCAGUCCUCUACGCCUUCCUCGAUGAGAACUUCAAGACCUGCUUCAAGAAGUUCUGCUUCCCUUCCACCUUCCGGCCUGAAUUGCAAAUGUCCAACCGGAUGUGCAGCAUUGCCAAGGAUGUGGCUUAUGCCUGCAAGACCUCAGAUGGGACGAACAACCCCGCAUGACUAGGCAUGGAACUGCCGGUGAUACCGGCCAGCCCGCAGAGCCCCACAACCCCGAACACGGAACUCACUCAGGUCACGGGGCUCUAGUGGGGAACUUCCCGUUCACCCUCAGCCUGGGCUAGGAUGAGGAUCCAGUUCGAAGAAUGCGGGAAAGGUUGUCUG
Molecule: messenger RNA, 1307 nt
Organism: Tachyglossus aculeatus (Australian echidna)
Lineage: Eukaryota; Metazoa; Chordata; Mammalia; Monotremata; Tachyglossidae
Gene: OPRL1
Product: opioid related nociceptin receptor 1
Exons: 3
Coding region: 39-1145 (368 amino acids)
Biological process (GO): neuropeptide signaling pathway; sensory perception of pain
Cellular component (GO): membrane; neuron projection
Molecular function (GO): nociceptin receptor activity; neuropeptide binding
Source: RefSeq, a predicted model, not a curated record